Molecule: messenger RNA, 1121 nt
Organism: Cucumis melo (muskmelon)
Lineage: Eukaryota; Viridiplantae; Streptophyta; Magnoliopsida; Cucurbitales; Cucurbitaceae
Product: peptidyl-tRNA hydrolase, mitochondrial-like
Exons: 9
Coding region: 221-877 (218 amino acids)
Molecular function (GO): peptidyl-tRNA hydrolase activity
Source: RefSeq, a predicted model, not a curated record
UUUAGGUCCUUCACUCCUCAUUGUCAGCUCUCUCAUCUCACCAUUUUCGCGGUUUCUUCUUCAAUUACACUCUUCCACCGAUCCUAUCUUCUCUUCUCUUCUCUUCGUCUUUGUUUUUUCAACUUCCCACUUCAAUUCAAGUUCCGGAAUCACCUUCCCACCGCCUCCGGUCGACGUCAAUAGGGAAGUGGAUGAGCGGGGGGUUUUUUUUUAGUGGAAAAUGUUCAAUAAGUUAACCAAGCGUGGCUUUUGUACGGCAAUAUCAUCACGACCUUGGCUUUUUGUGGGGUUGGGAAACCCUGGAGAGAAGUUCAGAGGGACUAGGCACAAUGUGGGCUUUGAGAUGAUUGAUGUAUUUGCUGAGUCUGUUGGAAUUCCAAUGAACAGGGUUCACUGUAAAGCUGUGUUUGGUGAAGGUUUUGUUGGGGACAUCCCUGUUUUUCUGGCAAAGCCUCAAACUUACAUGAACCUGAGUGGUGAAUCUGCAGGACCACUUGCAGCUUAUUACAAGCUUCCUCUGAACCGUGUGCUCGUGUUUCAUGAUGACAUGACCUUACCUUGUGGGGUGCUUAGGCUUCAACACAAUGGAGGACACGGCUACCACAAUGGGCUGAAGAGUGUCAUUUAUCAUUUUCGAGGGAACAGAGAGUUUGCUAGGUUAAGAAUCGGCAUCGGAAGGCCACCUGGUCAAAUGGAUCCGAAAGCAUUCUUGCUUCAAAAGUUCAAUAACACUGCUCAAGAACGAAUUGAUACUGCAUUACAAGAAGGGGUUGGCGCCUUGAAGCUCCUAUUGUCUCACGGUUUGUCUGAGAGUGCAAGACACUUCAACCACGAACAAAAAUACAAGCACAUAAGGCUACAAACCAUGCCAGUAUGAUGAGAGUAUAUGGUGCGUAUUGCCAUUGCCAACGAAACAUACAAAUUCUUCCAAGUCCUCAAAGAUAAAAGAAACGAAGGCAGAGUGGAGGUUCUACUUAAGGUACACAAUGAUUUUGCCUUCAAAUAUUUAUGUAAUUAUUUUAUGCUCACAACUGAUAAGGCUUUGGUACUUCUAAAUUGUCUCGAGUUAGUUAAUAUAUUAUUUAUUUAUAGAAUUAGACCUGAUUGUUUUUGUUUUUUAA